This is a messenger RNA of Lineus longissimus, 2661 nucleotides long. Its product is annotated as kelch-like protein 26. Bases 125 to 1942 code for a protein of 605 amino acids. NCBI's taxonomy places the organism in Eukaryota, Metazoa, Nemertea, Pilidiophora, Heteronemertea, Lineidae. The transcript has 2 exons. Gene Ontology annotation, molecular function: protein binding. The record is from RefSeq and is a predicted model, not a curated record.
GUUGUAAGGCAUUGGAAAGUAUCUGCGUGUAAAGUGAGCAUGUUUGAAGAUCGACUGCAGGCUUGAGAUUGGGGUUCCAAUUUUGAACUGUCGAGAGGUACCUGUCCCCAGACCACUAGGCACUAUGGAUCAUCAGCAGCACAUCUUGAAUUCGGCCAGGGCGCAACACAAGAUGCAUGUGACCGAACAGCUACAGACCUUGUUCCAAGAUGGGACUUUAUGCGAUGUUACACUCUCAGCUGAGAACUAUUCCGUCCACGCACAUAAGCUUGUACUGGCAGCAAACAGUGACUACUUCCGUAUAAUGUUUUCAGGCAAUUGGUCUGAGAAAAAAGACAGCAAUAUUGUGCUUCAUGGACUGACUGCCUGCGGGCUCCGAGCAGUCAUAGAGUUUUGCUACAAGGGUAUCAUCACGAUUAAUCCUGAGGAUGACGUUGUGGACAUAUUAUCUGCCAUCAAGCAUUGCCAGGUAGUAGAGGCGUUCAGACUUUUCGAGGAAUUCCUCUGUACCACAAUCAAUGAAACAAACUUUUCGAAUCUGAUGGAAUUUUCAGAGAUAUAUUUGUUACAAAUCCUGCGUCAAAAGUUGAUACGUUUUGCCGCCAGAGUAUUUUUGCCUUCUGUGGAUCAAAGCCUCACCGAUCAGUUAUUGACUUUCGACUACGAUUUGUUCGAGGCGAUUCUGCAGCAAUACCAGUUGAAAUCCAUGACCUCUGGAUUGGGGUGUGUUGCCCUGUUUGACGUGAUUGUGAAAUGGGUGCAACGAGAUGAAAAGGAGAGGCAACAGUACCUUAAUGGGUUAUUCAGUAUUGUUGCCGAGUUUCUGGGUGAAAGUGAUGAUUUCGAUGAAUUCUCAGACUUGCCUCCAUUCACUCCUAAAAAAAUUCAAGCAGAUAUAGAUGAGGUGAGGGAAUUUUGUGAGAUGACACUGUCACAGAGGAGAAAAGUGGCCAAUGCUGGAGGAUUGUAUUUUUUGUCAACAGCGAAAAGUUCCGAUACUAUUGCUGCUCACUGUGUCGAUGUAGAAGCAGUAAAACUUGUCUCUCCAAGUCACCUCUUGAGAAAUCCCCUGCUACGGGCUGGUAAAGCUGUGUUGAAUAACCAGAUCUAUGUUUUGGGGGGUCAUGACCGUGUAACUACUGACAGGUGUCGUAGAUAUGAUCCUUGUCGUGAUAGAUGGUUGUCAAUAAGGCCAUUGUCGGCGCCGCGUAGAGGAUUCCCUGUUGUGGAGUUCGAGGGAAAGCUGAUGGUACUUGGAGGAAUGAAUGAUAAAAACAAACUACUCAGUUUAGUUGAGGUGUACGACCCGUAUUUCAAUACCUGGUCUAAAACAUCAUUUUCUUUACCGGUUUGCCUGCAUGGUCACGCAGCAGCUGUUCAUUUGGGACGAGUGUAUGUUUCUGGAGGUUGUAUCACGACAUAUGGGCUUUGCUCAAACCAGUUCUUUUGCUUGGAUCCAGAUGAAUUCACAUGGACAGAAAAAGAAGAAACAAUCGGACGGCGAUGUGGGCAUACUUUGAUUGGUCACAAAGGUCGCUUGUACCAGCUGGGAGGUUCAAGUACGAUGGAAGAUGGAGGCUUUACAGGAUACGCUACACACUUGUUUCCGCAGAUAGAGUAUUUUGAUCUUGCAGAGGAUGGUCCGUGGACUGAAUUGGAGUGGACCGAUUCAGGACCUUUUGCAUAUCCCUCCUUUCGCGGGGCUUACGUCCUUGAUGAUUUGUUGUUGAUGGUUUUGAUUGUCACUCCUGAUGACGAAGGUGGCGAGGACGAGCCCAAAGAACUGAGGAUCAUUGCGUAUGAUCCAGAAACGUGCGAGAUAAAUCAACUUUAUGAAAUUGCGGUUGAAUGCGACGGUCAGGCUGUCACUUCAUUUGACCAGUUGUUACAUCUGAAGAUACCUAGAGUUGUCUGGAGAUACUAUCAAAUGCUUGAUUUCUAAACUUGACUGGAUUGGAUAGUGUAAGUCCGGAAAUAUUCACAUGUAAUUUUCUUCGUGGUUUUGUCACUUUAGUAUACUCUUGAUACGGCGUUUUUUUCGAACCUGUAACAGGUGGAAAAAUCCCCAGUUUGAUGCGUACAUACUUUAUGGAUGGUCCCUUGGCGAUUACCUAAACGCAAAAAUAACAGGCACGCGAAUACUUCCGGGUUUACAGUUUGAAAACCAACUCUGCUGAAUCAGUCCAAAGAAUGCUUAGUAUAGCUGGGGUCGAAAGCUUGUCUCGAAAAUACAAAUAAGUUGAUGAAAAAGAUGGUGUUACCCCUCAAGUUUUUUAUUAUCUUCGCGCAAUGAUCAACACGGCUACCGGGAAUAUCAUAGUUUGGGACGGUUUCAGGGUUAUUGUGCUUGUGACAAGUUGUCCGAUAAACGGUUGUUUCAUUUAUAGUACGUAUGCACAAUUUUCCAAAUGUUAGCAUAAAGCUCUUUAGCUCUUUGGAGGAGUAUUAGCUUUUGCAAAGCGUUUUAUACAUACAUGUACAGUAGAACCUCUCUAUUAAGGACACCCUUGGGACUGACAAGUGCUGUCCUUAAUAGAGAGGUGUCCUGAUUAGACUCAUUAGAGAGGUCAAAUUGAAUGGAAACAGCCAAUUUGGGACCAAACCCAGUGUCCUUAAUGGCGAGGUUAUCCUUAACAGAGGGGUGUCCGCUAAGAGAGGCUC